Messenger RNA from Metarhizium robertsii ARSEF 23, 1053 nucleotides. RefSeq lists its product as uncharacterized. The record is from RefSeq and is a predicted model, not a curated record. The transcript has 2 exons. Bases 1 to 1053 code for a protein of 350 amino acids. Lineage: Eukaryota; Fungi; Ascomycota; Sordariomycetes; Hypocreales; Clavicipitaceae.
AUGGACUCUGCCGACGCUGCACCCCCGUUCCCCGACGACGUCCCCACGGCGCCGCUGCUCCGGCUCUCGCUGGCCAAGCUCCGGGCGCGCGAGCCAGACGAGGUGCGCCGCUUCACCGCCGCCUGCGAGGCCCUGGGCUUCUUCUACCUCGACCUGGGCGGGGACGCCGUGCUGCAGCAGGCCGACGCGCUGUUCGACGCCGGCCGCGCGCUGUUCGACCUGCCGCUGGCCGAAAAGGCCCGGUACGACUUUUCCCGCCUCGGGACCUACAUGGGCUACAAGGCCGUGGGGGCGUCGGUCGCCGACGCGGCGGGCAACCUCGACCGCAACGAGUUCUACAACAUCGGCAAGGACGACGUCUUUGAGCUAGGCCGUCGCUGGCCCGCGCCAGAGGUGCUCGAGUCGCGCCGCGCGCUGCUGCGGUCCUUUAUGCAGUCGGCGCACGGCAUCGUGACGCUAGUGCUGGCCCUGCUCGACACGCACCUCGGCCUGGCGCCGGGAACGCUGGGCGCCAUGCACCGGCUGCUCGAGGGCCGCGGCGGCGACCAGGUGCGCUUCAUCCGGGCGCCGGCGCGGGGGGGCCGACGACGCGCGCGCCGUGGCUCUCGGCGAGCACACCGACUUUGGCAGCGUCACGGUGCUGUUCAACCGCCUCGGCGGGCUGCAGGUGCUGAUGCCGCCGGGCGCCGGGGCCGGGGCCGGGGCCGGGGCCGGGACCGAGCCGGAGUGGCGCUACGUGCGCCCGCUGCCGGGCCACGCCGUCGUCAACCUCGGCGACGCCCUGGUCAAGUUCUCCAACGGCCUGCUGCGCUCCAACAUCCACCGCGUCGUCGAGCCCCCCCGGCGCCCAGGCCGCCUGCGCCCGCUACUCGCUCGUCUACUUCAGCCGGCCCGAGGACCACGUCGUCCUGCGCCGCCUCGAGGGCCGCCGCGUGCCCCCGCUGCCCGAGGGCGUCGUCGAGGAGGCCGUCACGAGCGAGGCCUGGGUGCUCCGCCGCGCGCUGGGCUCGCGGCCCGCCCUGCAGCCCGAGGGCAAGUUUGACUACAGCCUGA